CCGUGAAUCCACACCUCCCUCUCCAGCCGGGAGUUCCAGGGCACCCUGCCUUCCAGCAGCAUCGCUGGUUCCAUCCAGAGCACCGCGGACUCCAGCGAAUCGCCAGCCGUGGGGCAGAGGGAGAGAGAUGGACAGCGCUUUCUUUUAGAAUGGGAAGGUGUGGCAGUCUGUGGCAAUGACCCGCUCACCUCGACGGCGGACGGCGGAGAAGGAGUGAACGAGGUUGCCAGGAGUGCCUGGGGAUCAUCCACCCAGCGAUUGUGUGAAUGGUUGUUCGGAGUAUGCUGGCCAGAGGCGGGAGUGUUGGGCGUGAGUGAAUGUGAAACCAGCCUCAGCAGUUUCAAUUGAAACCCAUUCCGGUCCAUCUCUCCUGCUGAAACUGACCAGAGUCCGGGGCCAUGGGGAGAUGCAAUGGGCGUUGCACCCUGAUCGUUUUCUGCAGCUUGCAGUUGGUAGCUGCUUUGGAGCGACAGAUCUUUGAUUUUCUGGGCUACCAAUGGGUCCCUAUAUUGGCCAACUUUUUACACAUUAUGGCAAUCAUCCUUGGUAUCUUCGGAACCAUCCAGUACAGACCAAAGUACUUAGUUAUGUAUGCAGGAUGGCUGGUGCUGUGGGUGGCAUGGAAUGCAUUCAUCAUCUGCUUUUAUCUAGAAGUUGGCCAAUUGUCACAGGACAGAGACUUUGUCAUGACCUUCAACACCUCACUGCACCGCUCGUGGUGGAUGGAGAAUGGACCGGGCUGUGUCGUGACCCCAGUGACCCCAGCUGAUCAGGCUCCCCAGGACCAUCACGUCAUCACGGUGACAGGAUGCUUGCUCGACUACCAAUACAUUGAAGUCACCAGCAGUUCCUUACAGAUCUUCCUUGCACUCUGUGGCUUUGUCUACGCCUGUUACGUCAGUAAAGUCUUUAUGGAAGAGGAAGACAGCUUUGAUUUCAUCGGAGGAUUUGAUUCCUACGGGUACCAAGCCCCCCAGAAGACCUCUCAUUUACAGUUGCAGCCUCUGUACACGAUUCCAUCCAGGAGCACUGGUCAGGGUAAACAGGGGACGUCCUGGUCGUAAGGAAGCAGGGUGCAGAAAACAAGGGGCACAGACACAGUCUGCAAUCAACCGUCAAAAGCAGACACUAUUUGGGGAUUUUGUCAAAGAAUAAGAAUGCUCCAAGAGGCACAAAGAGAGGGAGAGAGCAAAGUACAGGAGGAUUGUAGGGAAUUCAGACAAAGAAACUUCAGUGGUAACUGGUUGUAAAUUUCAUUGAAACUUCACAGAACCCAGAGAAUUUUGGUAUUUUUAGGAUUAGACAGGUACAUUGGCGCCCUCUGAUGUUGGAUGUCCAUAAUGACUGGCUGUAUUCACAAAGCAGUCCUUCCCCUGCAAGAACACCCUUAGAAAGAGGAAAUUUAGCAUUUACAGAGAGGUGGCGCCAUCAGUAGCUCAGGUCAAGUGAAGGGAAGGUGGAGGGUGGUAUCGUAAGUCCCAGUUUUUCGACAGUCUUUUUUUAGCCUGUCAGGUGUGCUGAUUGGCCCAGUGUCUGGUUCCAUUGUCCAAUCAGAAAGAAGCAUUUGUGACUUCAGUCCCUUUGCAAAAGACUUCUGUCCGUGCUGAAGCUGAAUGGCUGCAUUGCAAAGUUUGCUGCAACUCUUCCAACUCUAAAUGGUGUUGAGGUAAUGAGCAGGAAGAUGUGGAUGCUGGCAAGGCCGUCAAACUGGCUGUGAUGCCAAGAGACAGGAGACUGGUUAGGAGCAUUUUCAGGUGCCGGAAAAAAGUCUGUUUUUGCUUGAAGUUCUGUACGUGCUUUCCUGGGUGUGCUGACUGAGUGUGUAUAUUGUUGAUUUUUAUUUGAAGAGGCACAGUGAUUCAGCCGUGGGACAUCCCAUGGUAGUACAAGUCAAACUGAAAUCAUUGGGCCCCAAACCUCUUUCUUCAUCUAACUCUUGGCAAUUUUGUGGUCAGAGCUGGUGUUGGUGUUGACGAUCUCUGAUUAAUAGUUUUGGGAAUAGCUUACCAUUCUUUCGAUCCCAGUCUACAAAUAGAAAGGUUUCGGUGCCACCAAAAGCAGAUACCACAGAACUUGCACCCAGUCAAAGAGUGACCUCCGAACCUUCUGCAAUCAAUAGGUCUAUACUUAUUGGCUUGGGUUUGACUCUUACCCCAGAAUGGUUGCCAAUGCAGCAGUAAGCUUGCAUAAAGAAAUGUAUGGUUUCCCAUUGAAGUGCAGUUGGUCAAAUAUCCUCAUUGUGCAGAGAUGCUUAUUGUCUGAGGCUGUACAAGGUACUUCUGGAGAUAGGUAACCUUUGGGGCAUCCAAGCACAUUUACUAUGCAUCCCCCAAUUGUUUGUGUGUUAAUUUUUCCACAUUGCAUCUUCUGGAUAAACAGUUGACAUUUGUGGCAGGACUAAGAGUAAUCUAGUUGACUUCCUGGUCCAUAGUCUGCAUUGUGAGGUGCUUAAUCCUCGUCUGCGCAUUGGCGAGAGUGACUGGGGCAGGGGAACAGGGUGAAUGGUGAGCAGGAGAAAAGUUGGGUAGGGGGAGGGGGGUGUCAUUCCAUUCUUGAUAUCCUGGCAAUGAUUUGUAUGCAGUU
Messenger RNA from Pristis pectinata (smalltooth sawfish), 2583 nucleotides. It is a transcript of the gene nkain1, whose product is annotated as sodium/potassium transporting ATPase interacting 1. The transcript has 8 exons. NCBI's taxonomy places the organism in Eukaryota, Metazoa, Chordata, Chondrichthyes, Rhinopristiformes, Pristidae. The record is from RefSeq and is a predicted model, not a curated record. Gene Ontology annotation, biological process: regulation of sodium ion transport. The coding region runs from base 399 to 1064 and encodes 221 amino acids.